Centruroides sculpturatus (bark scorpion) is the source of this 3283-nucleotide messenger RNA. RefSeq lists its product as uncharacterized. The coding region runs from base 1312 to 2112 and encodes 266 amino acids. The record is from RefSeq and is a predicted model, not a curated record. Gene Ontology annotation, molecular function: zinc ion binding; nucleic acid binding. NCBI's taxonomy places the organism in Eukaryota, Metazoa, Arthropoda, Arachnida, Scorpiones, Buthidae. The transcript has a single exon.
UAAAGCAUUACCAGGGAACGAGAAUACAGAGUACAAUGAGAACACCAAAUAAAAAUGGUUACAAUCAAAUACAAUUAUUACACAAAACAAAAUAUUUAGCGAUACAGAAAUGAUUGAGGGUUAUAAGACAAUAAUAUAGCAAACAUGAAGAUAACUAAAAUAAAAUAUGAAAAAACAGAAUAAUUAAACUAAAAUAGGAAUAAAUAAAAUAUACAAAUAUAGAAAUAUUUACAAAGUAAAGAGGCCCUACAGGGCUGCGCGAGUUAACAUUAUAUAGCGACAGAUGCAUCACGUGUAGAAGGAACAAGUGGCUGUGAGAAAGUCCAUGAUGUUAAUGAAAAAUGGUGGCUUCGUUGAUGGAAAUGACGCUUUUUGCGAGUUGCUUGAAGGCAUAGUAGAUGUCUUUGUUGUGUCAGAUGUCUGAGAGACUACAAGGCCAGCCAACACCAGAAUCCUUAAGCAGUUCAAGCUCUAAACGUUCACGUUCGAAAGCAAUACAGAUAAACAGGUAGCGCUCGGAACCGUCAUCGAUAUUGCAGGCAGGGCAAAGCCCAUUGUCCCUCUGAGCAAAGCAUGCCAGAUAGCUGGCGAACUAGCCGUGGUUUGUGAGCGUUUGGGAAAUAUAGUAAUUAGGAUAAUACCAGUCCUUACAGAAAAAAUCGUGCAGGUUGGGUAUAUACCUGUAUGUGAUAUGGUGGUUAUGAUUGUUCCAGGCAGAUUGCCAGAUGGAGAGGGACUCCUUCCAAAGAAUGUGCCGUAGAGUCCUCUGGCUAAUCUUGGCAUAUGCAAUGGGUUUCGCAGCGUCCAUAUUAGCUUGUUUGGCUAAGCUGUUGGUCCUCUCGUUGCCCACCACACUCCCCUUGAUGUGAGUUCCUGUCCGUGGUGAGGGGACUCCCAGAGAUGGUUUAGUAACUUCUCUUUACCAUCCCUGGGAUCUGAACGCCCACCCAUGUGUUUGCUGUGCGUGGUCCCGUAUGCCGGAAAGGGGGAUCCUGGUAGUUGAGGGGCAACUUAACGUCCCCAACACACUGCUUUGGCCCCUGCUUUGAAUAAACGGGAGGCCCAAAUCAGGCUCCGUUUGAGUCAGUUGGCUGGUCGUUGAGUCAUUUGACCUCGGCCUGGAGUCAACUGAUUGAUGCAGACCGGGCGGACAUGUCAGACAAGAUGUGCUCUUCUCAACUGUAUUGUGAUGGUAUAGCUCCUGGGAAACCCUGGUGUGACAGUCUAUGGGAGUCCCCUAUGUGACGGCAUCCCCUUGUUGGGCCCCAUGGUGGGUGGGGUCACUAGGAGCCGAAUAAUUAAAUAUUAAUCAUGGACCCAAAAAAUUCAAAACAUUUUGAGAAAGCGACAAUAUCGACGACAAAAGAAAAGACCUCCAGCCAACCUGCUUACUUAAUAGUGCACGCAACUGGAGAAAAACCUUUUGCUAAGUGUUCUCCUUUUUUGAUUCAAAAGCUUUUUGAAUCAACCAUUGGGCAUUUAAAAAAAAUCCAAAAAUUGAGGUCAGGGGACCUACUAGUGCAAACAGCCUCUCCUCAACAAACAACAAAGCUUUCAACUAUGAAAACUCUUGGAGACAUGGGAAUAUUAGUCACACCACACAGAAGUUUGAACUCAUCACGUGGUGUGAUAUCUGAGUUUGAUUUGAUGUCUGAAGACGAAUCAGACAUUCAGAUUGGCCUGUUGGACCAAGGUGUCACUUCUGUCCGACGCAUUUUGAUUCGUCGAGACGGUAAGUCGAUACCCACAAAACAUCUAAUUCUCACGUUCGACAAUCCAACAUUGCCAUCCUUUGUUACGGCAGGAUAUCUGCGCUGCCCUGUCCAUCCAUACGUUCCAAAUUCGCUGCAUUGCUUCAAAUGCCAGCGAUUUGGACAUUCUCAGACUUCCUGCCGAGGCAAAAGCUUAUGUGCACAGUGUGGUACUGAAGGUCACAACAGUACUGAAUGUAAAAGUACACCACACUGUGUGAACUGUAAAGAUGCCCAUCCUGCCUAUUCCAGGAAAUGCCCUGCAUGGCAAAGAGAAAAGGAGAUUCAACGGGUGAAAACUGUAAAAAAUGUAUCAUACCCAGAGGCCUGUCGCAUGGUCACUCCAAGUGCACCAUUGUAGCAGAAGACAUUUGCUAGUGUGUUGAAAUCCACUAAGACAUGUGGGAUUCAAACAGAUAUUUCUGUAUCCCUAAGUGAAUCUCUUACUCGCCAUGCAAAAUGCUUAUUGAUCCCAUCUGCACAAUCAGAAGAAAAGGAGAACACAAAGACUAAAACCUCUGUAACUAAAACGGGAGUAACAACCAGAAAUGUGGGUUAUAAAAAAGCCAGUAAGAACCCACUUAACAAACAAAGAGUGAAAGCAGCCCUCUCUAAAGUCUCAAAAAAAUCAGAAGCACAAUCUAUGAGCGAGUUUUCUGACAUAUCUGAUGAAGAGCCUUACAUGGAGGUUUCAAAACCAAAGUCACUUCCAAAAGAAAAACCGCCUGUUAAAUUAAAGAGGGAUACCCACGCAAAGAAUGCUGCCUCAAACACAUAAUGGGUUAUAAAAUAAUUUAAUGGAACUAUCGUGGUUUCUGCAACAACUUCUCUGACAUUAAACACUUGACAUCAUCUACCUCAUCUCUCUGUGUGGCACUCCAGGAAACCCAUCUAAAACCUGGAGAAAAUAUUUCUCUCAAAGGUUUCAAUCUUUACCGCAAGGAUGAUGAUAGCCACAACCGAGCCAGUGGCGGUGUGGCUAUUUUGGUUUCCAAUCGAAUCCCAUCUUUGCUGGUACAAAUAACCACUGAUUUACAAGCUGUGGCAGUCAGAAUUUCUAUUGGAGUAACUGUCACAGUUUGCUGUAUAUACUUGCCACCAGAUGUCAGAGUCAAGGAAGAUGAAUUGGAUGCCUUAGUUGAACAGCUGUCAACACCAUUCCUUCUACUGGGUGAUUUCAAUGGCCACAAUCCUAUGUGGGGUAGUCCCGACAUUAAUUGUCGAGGCAGAGCCAUUGAAUGACUCAUAGGCAAUCAGCAAAUGUAUUUAUUUAAUACUGGAGAUGUGACAUACUUCCAUGCCCCAACAAGAACUUUCACUGCCAUUGAUCUCUCAUUAGCCACUCCGAACCUACUUUCAGCAUUUACAUGGGAGGUUGGAUCAAAUCCACUUUCCAGUGACCACUUCCCAAUUUUUCUAAAAUGUCGAGGCAGAGAUAGCUGUGAAACAGCCCGUCCACCACGCUGGAAAUUGGAAACAGCCAAUUGACUUGUUUUUUCCUCUAUGGCCAACAUCACGGAGGAUAUGGUGAA